Messenger RNA from Trichoderma gamsii, 618 nucleotides. RefSeq lists its product as hypothetical. The transcript has a single exon. The record is from RefSeq and is a predicted model, not a curated record. NCBI's taxonomy places the organism in Eukaryota, Fungi, Ascomycota, Sordariomycetes, Hypocreales, Hypocreaceae. Bases 1 to 618 code for a protein of 205 amino acids.
AUGGCAGUCACUAAAUCCGCCGAUCCUAUUUCGAACAUCGUCACCGCUGUGCAAGCCGCUAUGAGCAAUUACCAAAUAGUGCAGCACGAUAAGAGGCUUGGAGAUACAUUUCACGAAGCAGGUCGUAAGCUCACUCUAAUUGACAACGCACUGAGCACGAUCCAGACCAAAACACAGGGAGAUAUUGCACAAGCUGCCUCGACCUCUCUUGAGUCUUGCAAUAUCACUGCGACAUCCCUGGAGACUAUAUUCAAAAAGGUCUCAGAAGCACCGAUCGAUGAAAGGCAGCAGUCUUACGAGGCCUAUAUUGGACCAAAUGGCAAGAGCAAUUUGGUGGAGGCUUUGGCCGUAAAGAUGAUGGAGCAUAUUCGUACUUUGGCGACGGAAUGCGACAUGGAAAAGGAAAAUGAGAGGCAACUCUUAGUCGAAUUGCAAGCUGAGAUCAAAAAGCUGCAGGAUCUGAAACCGUCGGUGCCCAUCGAACAAAAGGUGGCGAACCACUUCUUGAACCCUGGCAACGGCAACCAGUUCAACGCGGCUGGAGGCACCCAAAACAAUGCAACUGGUAGUGGAUCGCAAUUCUCUGGGGUUACCUUUACAGGAGCUGUAACCUUCUAG